Colias croceus (clouded yellow) is the source of this 4672-nucleotide messenger RNA. Its product is annotated as stress response protein NST1-like. NCBI's taxonomy places the organism in Eukaryota, Metazoa, Arthropoda, Insecta, Lepidoptera, Pieridae. The record is from RefSeq and is a predicted model, not a curated record. The coding region runs from base 47 to 4525 and encodes 1492 amino acids. The transcript has a single exon.
GCCGGGCUAGUCGACCGCCGCGCCCCGCCGAUCCGUGAUGUAAACAAUGCACAUUCCUGCCGCGAUAAUAGUGCUCAUAGAGAUCAUAGUCCAGUGUACAAUAUGCCUUGCUAUUCGAGUGCCAGUGGACUGGGACGCUAGUGAAGUGAAACCAGUUAAGCUUGAGGAUAAACCCGCUCCCAAUGACUACUUCCAAUACACGGCUAACAAGCCGCAGUUCGCAGUAGACGUUGCUAAAUUCCACGAUGUCAAGUCACCGGAGAAGCACUACGAGUCCUACCCCGUUCAACCGCACACGGGCCUAACCAAACCAGCAUUUGGCAAACAUCAAAUGCUGGAUAGUGCGAAUCAAAACUAUAAACCAUACCAACAAUAUGUUCAGCAAGACAACAAUCGACAUGUGAGCCCAGUAUCGAAUUAUUAUGAAGUGUAUCACCCUUAUAAGGAAGAAAUACCCGCGCUGCAAGCAAUAUAUAAAGAUCCUGUAUUAAAUAAAAUAAGAAAUGAUGUGCGGGAUUCUAAGAAUCGUUUACAACAAUAUGAGCACGAUGCUGGAGAAUCAGAUGUACAAAAGGAUGAAUAUUUAGAGAGUCCUGAAGCUACGGAUAAGAAGAGGUUUCCCAUUCGAAAUAAGCCUGUAAGAUAUGAAGUCCAUAGGCCUCAAAGAAGACCGAUAUAUUAUCAACCGAUCCCAAUAACGAAUCAACGAGAACAUCACUUAAAUCAAAAACUGAAACAUCCAUGGAACCAAAAUUAUGCGAAGGUUACUCCAAUGCACUACCGACCUUUAAAACAUCACUUACAUCGAUUAAGACAACAACACGCUAUGACCUAUGAUGAUGAACGCAACGAAUAUCCACAAAUAAUACCACCAGAACAAUAUGCUGAGAAACCUGAUGGUUACGAUAUAUUUGAGAAAGGGAAGGACAAUUAUAAUAAAAUAAGGAAUAAUUUUGAUGAAUCUAUAAAUAAAGCUGUUUUAAAAAACAGACCCACGGAUAAGCAAAAUUUAGAGUUUAAGCAAGAAAAUGAAGAAAAUAAAGCGCAAGAUGAAGAGGAGUUUGUUCCAAUAAAAAACUAUGCUCAAGUACGCAAAACCGAAACAUAUAAACAUCUUCCCAAGUCUGCAGCUUUCCGAGAUGCACAAAAUUUAGAAGAAUAUCAAAAUGCUCCCAGAUUAAGGGAGGCGAUAAAAAGUAGUAAAAAUCAAGUCGUUUAUUCUGAGGAAGGUUAUGAAGAUUCCGCAUAUGAUCAUGGUGGUGAACAGAAACAUGCAUCAGACCAUGAAGGACAUGGUGGAUUUUUGAAAGAAAAGGAAAGCAGCAAAGGCAAAUAUAAAAUCCCCACCAUUGACAUCGGUUUUGUUGAUGAAGGAAAAACAGCUUCAAGAGAACAAGUGGAACAUGGAGAAAAAUGGAAUGAUGAAAAAACUGGCAGUCAAGAUGAAAAUGAAACUGAAGACUAUUCUGAAGACGAAAAUGACUUUGAUGUAGAAACUGAUAGUGAAGAUAUUACUUCCGCUGAAUACAAUGAGAGAAAUAAACGAGAAGAUAGCAAUAAUCAGACCAACUUAAGAGAAAAUAGCUCUGAAAAUAUUAAUGAUGAAAGUAAAGUAGAACACGAGGUUGCAAAAAGAGAAAUUAAUUUAAAUGUUACUGAACCUAAUUUGAAGUUGAGUUUACCUGAAAAAGAAAUAAAGCGAAAAAUUUUGGUUGAUAAAUAUAAAAGCAAGUUAAAGAAAAAAUAUCCGUACUAUUUCAAAGACUCAAAAAUACUUAACAAGAAUUCUCCGUUGCGUUAUGCAGAAAAUUUAAAACUAAUGCCACAGAAAAUCAACAGUGACACUGCAUUUUACAAUUCUAGGAUUGCUCUUGAAUGCCCUGACGUUGAAACGGAAAUUAAUCCUGUACCCGAAAAAUUUGAAAAAGACAAAGUUUCCAACUCAGAUGACAGUGAAGAUGAUGAUGAUGAUGAAGAAGAAGAGAACGAUAAAGGAGAAGAGGAAUUUAAAAACUUUAAAAAUAAACAAAGACUGAAGGGGCUUGGUGAUAAAAUUGACUGCUUGAAGGCUAAGUACUUUGGAGAGGACCCGUUGGAUAGUCCCUUUUUCAAAGAAGAUAUAAUUAAUAAUCCAUUGCCACCUUCAAAACCCAAUUCUAAAAUAUUUACUUUACCUAAUAGCAACUUGCAGCAACAUACAAAAAAUAAUUUAAAUAAUUCCAAUGAACCAAACCUCGAUAUAUUAAGCUUACUAAAUAAACUAUAUGAUAACAAUACAUUUAAAAACAAUAUAACUGAAAAUAUUUCAAGUAAAAAUGAAUCAACAGGGUUAAAGUAUGAUCACCAUGUUAAUAAAGAAAGUGUUACAAAAAUGCCACAUACAUUGAGAAAUAAGAGAUCUGCAACGUUUAUGUACGAACCAUAUAAAGUAAUAAAAGAGAGUCAAUCACAAGAUUCAAAAAAACUAACAACGAAUGGAAAUGUGAGUCCACUCAUAAAAAAACUUCAAACAAGACAGAUCAUUGAGAAGGCAGGUUCAAAUAAUCAAAAGCAGUACAAAGAUAUUGGUAAAAACGACAGACCAGCCAAUCCACAAGAAACAACAUUUGUUGAUGUCAGUGUUGACCAAAGAAGAGGCGAACCAAGAUAUGAAUUAGAUCUAGGGAAUCAUAAAUCUGUUUAUAGCCCCGUCGAAAAUAGAUCAUCGAUUUCAGUUGAUGAUUAUAAAAAAAAGAUUUCGAAUGUAAAUAAUUCAGAUAAAUAUAUGGAAUCAAAUAAUAAAGAAGUAACUAAUAGACCUUACUUUGAUGUUUCUAAAUAUCUACCGCAAACCAUAGUAACACAAAACAUAGCAGCCAGCAAUAAAGUUGAAAAAGUUGUUCGUUCAUCAACUUCUAAACCUCAGACAGAAAAUGACGAAAAUGAUGAAGACGAUGAUUAUGAGGAAUAUGAUGAAGAAGAGGAUGAAGAUGAAGUUACAACAACAACUACAACAAAAAAGCCUACUAAAAUAAGGAUACGAUUAACGACUACUGUUAAACCAGAUGUAAAUGAACAGUCCGAAACACCCAAAUUACGCCUUAUCACCCGCUUUCAUACAACGAGUACAACUGAAAAGCCUAUUGAAAAGAUGAAUGAUGAUAAAUAUCAUAACAGAGAUGAUAAUACAAGAUCUCCAAAAUAUAGAGAGAAGAAAAAGAAGAGCACUAAAAGUACUCUAGUUACAGACACAGAAUCAUACGGCGAUGAUGAUGAUGAUAUGAGAGAAAAGGAAAUCGACGCCAUGAUAGGAGUGCAACACGAUAUGGAUGAGUAUAGACCGAUGUAUGAAAAGGAAGAAAAACGGAAGUUAUCUUCUAGACAACAUAAAAACGAUAGCGAUGAAAAUGAGCAUGAUCAUCAUGAUGAAGAUGAUGAUGAUGACGAUGAAGAUGAAGAUGAGGAGGAUGACGACGAUGAUGAUGAUGAUGAAGAGGAUGAAGAAGUUGACGAAAAAACUAACCAUCAUGAAGAUAAACAUUAUAAGGAGAAAGAAAGAGUCAGUACAUCAAAUGAAAAAGUAAAAGUAGAAACAACCACAUCGGAGCCUACAAAAAGGACUCUUUUGCGAACAACAGAACCCACAGCAACUACUGAAGUACUUAAUAAAAUGAAUGAGCAACGACCAACAAUUUUUAGGAAAAAAAUUGAAAUUCAUAAAGAAUUACCGGUCGAUAAGAAAUCACCUCAUGUUACCCAUUUCAAACAAGACAUAAAGGAAGUUGAAGUCGUAAAAGAGAUGGAAGAACCAAAGAAAAAAGUUUUAAAGAAUUUAGAAGCUUUAGAAUUGUAUAGAGAUGAUAACCUGGCUAAAGACAUUAACCAAUUAGGUGGUGUUGAAAUAUUUAGAGACGACAUAGACCUUGAAAGCGGUCCACGACAUGGUGGAAAUUAUAGAAGUAUCAAACCAGAAGAAUUACGUCAAGAAAAUGAAAGUUCAAAUGUUGAUGUUGAAGCCUCUCAAAGUGAAACUAAAAGCACUGUUCAGGUCGAACCGGCAACAGCCAGACCAAGAUUAAGGAGCGAUGUGAUUAGAUCGAGAAAUGUGCGAAAUAGAAAUGCCAAAAUAAUCGACAGGAGUGGACCAAAACCAGAAACCACGACAAUUAGUACACGCGAAGAAAACUUAAGAAAAUUACGACGAAAUCGAAAUGAGAAUGCAAAAAGUGCGAAGCUAAUUGAAUUCCAAGAUGAAAAUGUAGAAGAUCAUCCAAGGAGUAUGCAUGGUGGGAAUUUUAGAACAUAUAACACGAGAAAUAAUAACAGACCGAUGCAUGGAGGAAACUAUAGAAGUGCUAAAAUAGUACAAGCCCCAACAACGACAUCUACUACUACUAGUACAACUACAGUAAGACCAACGCCAACGAGAAAUCGAAAUAACGAAGCCGAACUAUUGAACACUUUCGCUCGCGUAGUUCCUGAACUAACAACACCUCCUGCUUUCAUAUUGGAUCCUAGUAAACGACAAUAUUAUUAUGUUGAUUAAUUGUUAAAAUGUAUAGAAGAUUAACGUGCCAAAAUUGUCGCUAACUCCCUCAACGACAUUAAAUAUGUAAAAAAAAUUAUCGACUGUUAUAAUUAUUGUGUAUUUUAUCAAAGUAUUAUUAUUAAUUUCUGUGAUAAAAAUUGUUUA